ACUUUACGAACUGAAAACAAGCCGAAAUAAAUACAUAAUGCAGAUUUUAAUAACACUUCUAUGAACUACAUGGACAUAUCGAUCAAGCAGUCGAAGCAAAACCUAUGACAGUCAGUGAAAGGACGUGAAUAAGGAAGAAAAAUAGAGGACUCACUUACCAUUUUGUGUUUCUUCGUUUAUUUUACCGCGGUAAAAGAAUACAACAAGUUAAUCCCAAAAAGUUAACUUCCAUGGAAAAUUGAGGGCGCUAUUUAAAGAUACAGCGGUCACAGUUUUCUAGAUUUUCGGAGGUCGCCUCGACUGGAAACCUGGGGGAUUUUGCCUUAUAAUUACAGAGUUGCUUUCUUUUGAUGUGUUUUUAGAUUGAAUCAAAGUAUCAGCCAGAAUGAGCAGACAUCUAAGAUUCAUUGCCCGGACGGUGUUUGUGAAGAACAGUGAUGUUGACGGCGCUUACAGGUCCUUGAACAAUUCACUUACAAGAGAAGGUAUCAUUGAGGAUGUCCGUAGGAAGCGGUACUACGAGAAACCGUUCCAGAUGAGGAGACGAAAGGAGUAUGAGAACAUGCAGCGUAUCUACAAUCAAGAGAUGGGACGACGGAUAUCGUUCCUCAUGAGAAAAAAUAGACCUGAUCCAUGGGUGGUGUAAUGCAGAAAGGAUCGACGCGUUAUCACCUGGCUUUGGGCCUGUGGGACUGUGUAUCAUGAAACGCAUGUCAACAGCUUUCAGAAACUUUGAAGCUGUGAGCUAUGGGACAUAACAUCGGAGAUGAUUGAGGAACAUGUACGUGAGGCGUGAAGUAUGGAACUCUUUGAGGGUAAAUGUCAGUGGAUCUCUGUACCUUCAUAAACAGACAUGACUACCCAGUGUCACCCAGUGGAUCUUGGGUGC
Messenger RNA from Asterias rubens (European starfish), 889 nucleotides. RefSeq names its product 28S ribosomal protein S21, mitochondrial-like. The record is from RefSeq and is a predicted model, not a curated record. Gene Ontology annotation, cellular component: ribosome. NCBI's taxonomy places the organism in Eukaryota, Metazoa, Echinodermata, Asteroidea, Forcipulatida, Asteriidae. Bases 386 to 646 code for a protein of 86 amino acids. The transcript has 3 exons. Gene Ontology annotation, molecular function: structural constituent of ribosome. Gene Ontology annotation, biological process: translation.